UCGUAAAUGGCGACGUACCGAUGUCGAAUGCUCGUAGCGAAUUGGUGAAUCGUCGUACGUGAUGACGGCUCGUCACUGAACCUCGGACGGCGAUGGGCACGCAAAAGCCGGAAGAAUGGGCGAAUUUGCUGAUCACAUGUUUCGAGGAACAGUUGCCGUGUCACAGUGGCCCUCAAACUACAGACACCCGUUUGAACGAAGAAAGAAACAAAAAGUGCUUGAUAGAAAUUUCUCGCAACCGUUUCUCUCUUGUAAUAUCCAGUCUCACUAAGAUACUCCAAAAUGUUACUGAAAUGGUACCCUGUGUUGGGGGUCAACGUAUAUUUCAUAGUACAGACCAAGAUCGGCAUUGCUAUGAAUCCAUCAUCAUUGUUCUGGACACUUUGGAAAAGUGUCUUGCAAAUCAACCAAAAGACACAGCUAAAUUUGACGAGGCUAUGAAUGUAAAGUUUCUGCUUAGAGAAAUAUGCCAAUUUAUAGAUGUACCAAAUGAUAGUCCCCAAAAUACUCAUUUAAAAAAUUUGGCAAGCAAAGUAUUGUUUGCCUUGAGCUUAAACUUUUUCAUUGCUGUGUUUAACAGAAUAUCAUACAGACUUCAGGAACUAGCAAAAUGUGGUGAUGAAAAUGCUGACUAUAGUGAUAUCGAAUUAAUUCAGCAUAUUAAUGUGGAUGUUUCUAGACUAACAAAACUUUUGAAUGAGACUAUACAAAAGUUUAAGCAGCUCAAGAAAUCAGCGCACAUAGUUCUUAUGAAUUCUUUGGAGAAAGCAAUUUGGAAUUGGAUGGACACUUAUCCACAUGAAUUUGCUGAUCUUCAAAAAAAGCCUAAUGAGAAUCUUGGAAAAGCAUGCGAAGAAUUAUUUGACAUUCUUGAUACAUUCGUAGACAAUAAAAAAGGAAGAGCUGCAGCUGUUUGGCCUUUACAAAUUAUGCUUCUGAUACUUUCACCAAAAGUUUUGGAGGAAAUAGUUAAUGCUGAUUCUUGUGUUCCAUGUUCACCAAAACAUUCAAAGAAAAAGCAAUUCAUUGAUAGUGUGAAACGAGGCCUAGGAAUGCAUGGCAGCUCUAGCAGACAGCUAGUAGAAGCUGCAGCAGUGACCUGUAUUAAACUUUGUAAAGCAUCAACGUACAUAAAUACCCAUGAUUCAAACAACGUCAUCUUUACACUUGUUAAACACAUAAUGAAUGAUUUGAUGGCGCUACUUUUUAAUCCAGGAAAGCUUUUCUCUCGUGGUCAAAGCUACGUUGCCCAAGACAUCGACCUAAUGAUAGACUGUUUUGUUAGCUGUUUUCGCAUUAAACCUCACAACAACGAAGUACUUAAAGUCUGCUUGAACCUGAAUUUUCCAUCGACAUACCAAUUUGUCUUAGUUAGCUCAUUAUACAAAAUUAUAACUCAACCAAGACUGUCGUGGUGGCCUCAAAUAGAUCUUCUGUAUUCGCGUAGUACAGAACUUAGGAAUAUGUUCACCGAUGUUUUAAAUAAAGUCACACAGAACUACAUAUCACACACACCAUUGCGAAUGAUUCAAAGUUUAACGCUCAAAGGAAAAGAACAGAGCAAGUAUAGGGAUCGCGGAGAAGAAAUAUCCAGUUAUAGAAAUUUACUCUUAUGGAUGGUGAAACUGAUUCAUGCUGACCCUAUGCUAUUGCUGCAUAAUCAAGGAAAAGCUGGUCAUGAAAUACAGAGCUCUACAUUAGAAUUGAUUAAUGGUUUAGUUUCCUUAGUUCAUCAACCAACAAUGCCAGAUAUAGCAUAUGAAGCAAUGGAAGCAUUAUUAGUAUUACAUCAUCCAGAUAAAAUAAAAGCAUGGAAUCCAGAAGCUCCAAUCAAUACAUUUUGGGAUGUUAGUUCACAAGUUCUCUUCUCGAUUUCUCAAAAAUUGAUACAGCAUCAAAUUGUUAAUUAUACCUGUAUACUGAAAUGGCUUAGAGAAAUAUUGAUCUGUAGAAACGCUUUUCUAGCACAACAUAAGGAUUACGCAAAUGUGGGUAGCCAGAUUGCUAUUUGUAAGCAGGCACAUAUUAAGAUGGAGGUUGUAUUUUUCAUGUACUUGUGGAGUAUAAAUAUGGAAGCAGUUUUGGUAUCGAUGUCUUGUUUCGCAUUGCUAUGUGAAGAAGCCGAAAUACGUUGCGGCAGUGAUGAUGUAGCCGUAACUUGUUUACUCCAUAACUAUCAUUUAUAUCUUGAAUUGGCACAAGCUUCUACUGUGUUAAUUACUGCCAGCGGGGAAAGUAAGAUAUGUUAUCACGAUUAUAAUCAUGAGCGUGCUGCUUUACAAAAAAGAAUUAUGGCCUUACUGAGGAAGAUAAAGCACUGUGUAAAUGGCGUACAACCGGCUUGGGAAGAAACGUUUAGAAAUUGGGAAGUAACAUCUCGGCAGUUGGUGAAUUAUCCGAAGUCUAAAAUAGAAGACGGUCAAAUGGAGUUUCAUCGAAGCACAGGAAAGCGUAGAGCAUCGCAUCAAAAUUCAGAACACGAGUUAGAGGAACAAAUCAAUGAGUGGGCGAACAUGACGGGAUUUCUCUGUGCUUUAGGAGGAGUAUGUUUACAAAAACGCUCUACGAACAGACCAUUAUUAGGCAUGCCUCCUAAUCCCGAAUCAAAGAAAAAUUCUACAAAACAGGAGCAUUGUUUAUCAAAUCCAAGCCAAGAAGUACAAUAUUGUACGCAGUUUGUUUUCCAUUUAUUGCGUUUGCUAAUAUGUAACAAUGAAAAGUUCGGAAAUCAAAUUCAGAAACACGUUAAAGAAUUGGUUGGCCAUGAAAUGAGUCCUGCGCUCUAUCCAAUACUUUUUGAUCAGAUUAAAAGCAUCGUCGAGAAAUUCUUUAAUCAGGAAGGACAAGUUGUGGUAAUGGAUGUUAAUACUCAGUUUAUUGAACACAUAAUAUUUAUCAUGAAAAAUAUAUUGGAUUCGAAGACAGAACAGCCGUCUGAAUAUCUCGGUAUGACCAGUAUAGAGGGAAUGAUGUUGGCAAUCGUCAGAUACGUGAGACAUUUGGACAUGACUACUAUACAUUCUGUACAUAUUAAGACAAAGUUAUGCCAACUUGUCGAAGCGAUGAUGAAAAGACGAGAUGAUUUAGCAUUUCGGCAAGAAAUGAAAUUUAGAAAUAAACUUGUGGAAUAUUUAACUGAUUGGGUAAUGGGAGCUACUCAUCAGAUUACUCCGUCAACUAGUGGUGACUUAACUGUUUAUACACGGGAUUUAGAUCAAGCGUGUAUGGAAGCGGUUGGAGCGUUACUACGUGGUCUUCCUCUACAACCGGAAGAAUCUGAUCGUGGUGAUUUAAUGGAAGCAAAAUCUCAAUUAUUUUUAAAGUAUUUUACUCUGUUCAUGAACUUGUUAAACGACUGCAAUGAGGCUGCUGCGGAAGAAAAGGAGCUUGUAUCUCAGCAACCACGUUUAACCAGCGGCAAAUUGUCUACUUUACGGAACGCUACCAUACAGGCAAUGAGCAACCUCCUUAGCGCAAACAUUGAUAGUGGUCUGAUGCAUUCGUUAAGUUUGGGCUAUAAUCCUGACUUGCAAACAAGAGCAGCAUUUAUGGAGGUUCUCACUAAAAUUCUGCAGCAAGGAACAGAAUUCGAUACGUUAGCAGAAACAGUAUUAGCCGAUAGAUUCGAACAGUUGGUUCAACUUGUUACGAUGAUUAGUGACAAAGGAGAAUUGCCAAUUGCAAUGGCUUUAGCUAAUGUUGUAACAACGAAUCAAAUGGAUGAACUGGCUCGAGUCUUUGUGACACUGUUCGACGCGAAACACUUACUAUCGCCACUUUUAUGGAAUAUGUUUUAUCGCGAGGUCGAAGUUUCCGAUUGUAUGCAAACGUUAUUUCGAGGAAACAGUCUUGGGAGCAAAAUUAUGGCGUUCUGUUUUAAAAUUUAUGGCGCGAGUUACUUGCAAAAUUUAUUAGAGCCUUUAAUCACACCAUUAUUAGAUGAUCCGACAACUGGCUUUGAAGUUGAUAGUGCCAGAAUAGACACUAACGAAGAUAUAGAACAAAAUGGACGGAAUCUUAUAGCAUUAACGCAGAAAGUGUUCGAUGCUAUAGUAUCUUCAGCUGAUCGGUUUCCACCACAGUUGCGGUCGAUGUGCCAUUGUCUGUAUCAAGUACUGAGCAAGAGAUUCCCGCAAUGCCCCCAAAAUAAUAUUGGAGCUGUCGGAACUGUAAUAUUUUUGCGUUUCAUAAAUCCAGCAAUCGUGUCGCCUCAAGAGAUGGGUAUCGUGAAUCAACCUGUACCUCCUCAAGUUAAAAGAGGUCUCAUGCUAAUGUCUAAAAUACUUCAAAGAAGAUUUUUCAUACAGAUAGCGUCGGAUUGUGAAACGGUAGAUCAAGCUAGUCAUCCGAUGUCGUUUGUAUCGGACGCGAAUGUUUUAGCGUUGCACAGAUUGCUUUGGAAUCAUCAAGAAAGAAUCGGCGACUAUCUUAGCAGCAGUCGCGACGAUAAAGCGGUGGGCAGAAGACCUUUCGAUAAAAUGGCUACGUUGCUGGCGUACCUCGGCCCUCCUGAACACAAACCAAUAGAUUCGCAUUUAUUGUUUUCCUCGUCUUACGCUCGGUGGUCAAGCAUCGAUAUGUCUUCGACUAAUUUCGAGGAAAUUAUGGUGAAGCACAAUAUGCAUGAGAAAGAAGAAUUUAAGAGCAUCAAGAAUUUAAAUAUCUUUUACCAAGCUGGGACUAGCAAACAAGGAUAUCCUGUGUUUUAUUAUAUUGCAAGACGUUAUAAAAUUGGCGACACGGACGGCGAUUUGCUGAUAUAUCACGUUAUUCUCACCCUAAAACCAUUUUGUCACGCUCCGUUCGAAUUGGUUGUCGACUUUACCCACACAUGUUCGGACAAUCGGUUCAGAACAGAAUUCCUACAAAAAUGGCUGUGCGUGUUGCCCGAGGUCACGUACGAAAAGAUUCACGCCGCAUAUAUUUACAAUUGCAACAGUUGGGUAAGGGAAUACAUAAAGCAUCACGACAGGAUCUUGGCACCAUUGAAGAACAACAAAAAAGUCAUCUUUCUCGAUGGACCGGGUCGUUUGAAUGAUGUGAUCGACAUUGACCAACAAAAACUUCCUGGCACCACACUCUCUCUCGACGAAGAUUUGAAGGUUUUCAGCAGCGCUUUGAAACUUUCCCAUAAGGAAACCAAGGUAUCCGUAAAAGUUGGACCAACUGCUAUACAAAUUACUUCGGCGGAACGAUGCAAAGUACUGUCGCAUUCCGUUCUCUUGAAUGAUGUUUAUUAUGCGUCUGAAAUUGAAAAAGUUUGUUUACUAGACGACAAUCAAUUCACAUUAACCAUUUCAAAUGACACCUGUCCAUUGUCCUUUAUUCACAACGACCGUGAUAGUAUCGUUCAGGCUAUAAUUCAUAUAAGAAACCGAUGGGUACUGUCACAGCCGGAGUCUGUGUCUGUUCACCCGAAGAUACGACCUAAACAUGUACCUGGAACGUUAUUGAACAUGGCUUUAUUAAAUCUCGGCAGCUCGGACCCGAAUUUAAGAACAGCAGCAUACAAUCAGUUAUGCGCUCUAACCGCGACGUUUGACUUAAAAAUAGAAGGACAAUUAUUGGAAACAUCUGGACUUUGUAUACCGUCGAAUAAUACGAUAUUCAUCAAACACUUAAGCGAAACAUUAGCUGCCAAGGAUCCACACCUCACGCUGGAAUUUCUGGAAGAAUGUAUACAAGGAUUCCGGUUGUCGAGCAUUGAAUUGAAACAUCUGUGUUUAGAAUAUAUGACGCCAUGGUUGAAUAACCUUGUGCGAUUUUAUAAGCCGAACGAUGGAGGGGGAAAGCGUCAGAGACAAGUUACGAAGAUUUUAGAGAAAUUAAUUACGUUAACCAUCGAGGAAGUGGAAAUGUAUCCAAGUAUACAAGCCAAAAUAUGGAGCACAAUUGGAAGAUUGCCCGACUUAAUAGACACAGUUCUGGAUAAUUUCAUUCAGCGUAGUGUUAGUUUCGGACUUGGUUCCCCAACGGUAGAAAUAAUGGCUGAUACAGCUGUUGCUCUGGCCUCUGGAAAUGUUCAGUUAGUGGCGACGAAAGUAAUAGGGAGACUCUGUCGAGUUGUAGAUAAAACCUGUACAUCUCCGACUCCGUUGUUAGAGCAACACACGAGAUGGGAUGAUAUCGCUAUUCUAGCAAGAUAUUUAUUAAUGUUGUCUUUCAACAACUGUCUGGAUGUAGGAAAACAUCUGCCCUAUUUGUUUCACACAGUAACGUUUCUCGUCUGCUCUGGAAGUUUGAGUAUGCGAGCUUCCACUCAUGGUCUGGUUAUCAAUAGCAUUCACUCGCUUUGCACCUGUAGCUCACCCUCGUUUUCAGAGGACACUUACAGGAUACUACGCAUGAGCUUGGAUGAGUUUUCGCUGCCAAAGUUUUAUUUACUGUUCGGUAUUAGUAAAGUGAAGUCUGCUGCGGGUACAGCAUUCAGAUCUAGUUACCGACAUUCGAACGAGAAAUGGAUAAGCAACGAGCGUAGUGUUGCGGGUACGCACGAUAAAGAGAGACUCUCGUUGACCAGUUUAGAAAUUAUUACGGAUGCUCUCCUUGAAAUUAUGGAGGCUUGUAUGCGAGACAUUCCACAGUGCGAUUGGUUGAAAACUUGGACCUCUUUGGCUAGAAAUUUCGCGUUCUGUUUUAAUCCAGCCCUUCAGCCAAGAGCUCUGAUUGUAUUCGGAUGCAUCAGUAAAAGUAUAAUCGAUCAAGAUAUGAAACAGUUACUAAGGAUACUCGUGAAGGCGUUAGAAAGUUUUAAUGAUAUUACAUUGCUUGAAGCAAUCAUCAUGUGCCUCACUCGGUUACAACCGUUACUUAGACCGGAAUCUCCAAUACAUCGGUAUUUAUUUUGGGUCGCAACGUCAGUUCUUCAGUUGGAUGAAGCAUCUUUGUACGCAUGUGGUUUAGCACUUCUUGAACAAAAUUUACAUACUUUAGAAUCUCAAGGAAAUUUCGAUGACAAGAGACUGGAACACGUUAUGAUGUCUACUCGUGAACCUUUAGAAUGGCAUUUCAAACAGCUGGAUCAAGCUGUAGGACUGUCAUUUAAAUCUAAUUUCCAUUUCGCGUUAGUUGGACAUCUUCUGAAAGGAUAUAGACAUCCUACACCAACUACUGUAACAAGAACAGCCAGAGUACUAACUAUGUUAUUGGGUAUUGUAGCCAAACCAUUCAGAAGGGACAAAUUUGAAGUAACACCUGAAAGCGUAGCUUAUUUGGCUGCAUUAGUGUCCGUAUCUGAAGAAGUAAGAAGUCGAUGUCACAUUAGACACUCGGUUGGAAAAAAUGCAGAAUCCGAUAGUACAGACUGUCUUGAUAAUUUGCUUUCUCAUAAUACAGAUGCAUCGUGUGCAACCUCUAGCAAUCCGACAAAUCGUCGUCAAAAAUCAUGGGAUUUACUGGAUCAGUCUGCACUCACUCAGGCUAGGCAACAAAAACAGUAUUCAACGCAUCAGCGAUCCUUUUCUGUACCGUCUGCUAAGGAAACAAAAUCCACCGAAGAAGCGGAAUCGAAGAAUCGAAGUGCCAGAGUAAGUGUCAGUAAUGAAAACAAUGUGCUGCUCGAUCCAGAAGUACUGACAGACUUCUCAACUCAAACUUUAGUUUUAACUGUUUUGGUAACCUUAGUAAAGAAUUCGACCGAUGAAAACGAGCAACGGAUACUUUAUGAAUAUCUUGCAGAAGCGUCUGUAGUGUUCCCAAAGGUAUUUCCAGUGAUUCAUAAUCUGCUCGAUGCAAAAAUCAACAGUGUGUUAUCCACCAGUCAUGAUCAAGGCAUACUAAACUCUGUACGAGCAAUUAUACAGAACAUGAUUGCUUGCGAAGAUACAAGUCAGCAGCAGUUACAUUAUUUACAAAGCUGUGGAUUUGGCGGAUUGUGGAGAUUUGCAGGUCCAUAUACAAAUUCUAAUUGCACAGCUAAGAGCGCUAAGUUAUUCGUUAAUUGCUUGGAAGCAAUGGUAGAGACGUGUCUACCUAUCGAUGAAACUGAAGGAUCGAGCAGUAACGAAGUUCCGCCUGAAAAAAAUAAACGAGCAGAUACCCAAGCCUCUGAAGUCACAUCAAAAAGCAAAAGUUCUACAUAUUGGAAUGAUCGAACCAGUGCACGUACUGUUCCAGAAAGAACGGACGAAUCUUUUCGAAGUACUGCAACUGUUAUUCACAGAGAUAAUUUUAGUCGUAGCACUGACAGCAAAGGGGAUAUUUCGCUGGAUUCUAUGAGCCAAGGAGAGAAUACCAGUAGUAGUAGCAGUUCACAACCUUAGCAAUUAGUGUGUGAACCUGAAAAACAGUGCAGUAAACAUGGGCGAAAAGGGCUAGUUGGUCGGAAAUUACAACGACAACUAAGGAACGCAAACAUUUUGGCACCGUGUUAUUGCUGCAGCAUGUCGAAUCAGUUUAAUCCAAUGCCGUCCACCUCACAUUAACAGAACCCACUGGAAUGGAAUUCAACACACACUUACCCCCUCGGUAGGCUCUUGUUUUGUUCGUUAGCCGUAUGUAUCAAUCAGCCGUAUGUCUCUGUAUUAUUUUUGGAUUACGCAUCCAACCCGACAAUUAAUUAUACAUUUGUAUAUGUAACAGAACGAACCACAGAGUAUGGAGCCAAACCGUCAGCUCUUGUCGCGACGUUACUCAAUACGAAUAAACGAUUCUUGAACACGGAACUAUAAAAUAAUUUUAACAUUUAACAUAGUUCGUAGCGUCACGGUAGGAACGAGAUGUUUAUCCAAAUGUUUCUAACCCUUUACAGCUAAAUAUUUUUAUAUUAUAGACGAAUCUGUUUCUAUUUCUGAGCAGAUUUAAUAUAGCCCCAUGUUGUUAGAAUAAAAUUAUUAUAUACAUAGUUUAUCA
Molecule: messenger RNA, 8850 nt
Organism: Dufourea novaeangliae
Lineage: Eukaryota; Metazoa; Arthropoda; Insecta; Hymenoptera; Halictidae
Gene: Nf1
Product: neurofibromin
Biological process (GO): regulation of GTPase activity
Source: RefSeq, a predicted model, not a curated record